Molecule: messenger RNA, 1128 nt
Organism: Trichoderma citrinoviride
Lineage: Eukaryota; Fungi; Ascomycota; Sordariomycetes; Hypocreales; Hypocreaceae
Exons: 5
Coding region: 1-1128 (375 amino acids)
Source: RefSeq, a predicted model, not a curated record
AUGGAAAGGAAACGGAGGGAAGAAGAGGUUGGAGCAAAGUCAACAGGCUACGUCACACAAUGCGGGGAAUGCUCGACAGCAGACGAAUCUGUGAAUGUUCAGGAGAGGCCAGCACCUGACAGGCAGCGUGACGAGCAAGCAGGUUUGCCAUCCAAGGAAAGCGAUGUCGUCAUUGCCAGCACCAGCUUCGACGCGGAUGCAGGUGCUGACUGGCCGUCCGAGCAGUUCCUGCCUUGUAGAGCGCGAGCAGCAGUUCAAGUUAAUCCCAAGCCAGGCAAGAUCGGCGCCCUUGCAGCAGCAAGCUGGAUAAGCGUCCACGAUAGCGGUGGCAGCCCCAGCCUUGUCUCUCCUCCUGCAACUGUCACCGUCGCCGUGGACGUGCGAAUCGACGAUGUCUGCUUCGCACAAGAGAUGGCAUUUGCGCAUGUCGACGCAGAUGCGGCAACGGGGCCAUGCGCAUCCGCUAAUGCACACGAGCCACGGACGGCCGCCAGCCUGCAGCCCUGGGCACUGGCGCGCGUCUCCUCGUCGGGGUGUCGCUGUGCGAGUGGUACCGCUGCUUGUGCACCUCGACAGGCUUCUCCAGCGAAGCCACGGAGCGCUUUUGAAAUCCCACUGCUAGGCCAGUCUACGAUGUACCUGUACUCCCAGGGAACCCGUUCCUGGAUGUUGGUUGUGGAGUGGGAGAUGGAGAUGUGUAUGGAGAUGGGAAAUGGAUGCAAGAACGGGUUUGGCGAGAACCUGCUUUUUCGCCCCGUCCGCUUUGGUGCCUCUGACUUCAUAGCCAGGGUCCAGCUCAAGGGUCCAAGCCAGGGUGGCGGUGUUCGCGGGGAAAGCGCCUCAGGGAAUCCAGCCCUCUGUGGCCUCAGAGCCAUUGCCGACUAUCAGCGCUGGACGCUGCUGGGAAAUCUGGAAAUUCUGCUUCUGCGCAGGUACCGGCCUUGGCUUGUGACAGCUAAAGAGAGAGCAGGUCGGCUGCCCCAGGCGCUGCCGUCAAGGCGAGCGCAGCAACGGCCCGCGCUGCAAGGACAGGCCCAAUUGCCGGUCGAUGGGGAACUGCGCAAAAUUCGAUACUGGCGGCAUCGAGAAACCAAAAACCAGCAUUUCCCCAUGCUCGUUAUCAAUUGA